AUGCCCCCCACACGCGUGCGGACGUCGGGGCCGGCGGCGUCGCCGUCGCGCGUACGUGCGACGCGGCGUACGCUUUCGAACGACACGAGCCGCAUCGGUGCGCGGCGCGUCGUUCGCCCCGGCCCUGCCACAACGCCGCCCGCCCGUGCCGCAGCGCCGGCUCCCCACAUGCACGACUUGUUCGAGCUCGAGAAGGAACGUGUGCAGGCCAGCCAGACGCGCGAGCGUGCCGAGCGCGAUCAACGCUAUGAGAGGCAGCGCAUGAUUGAUGAGAGGCUUGUAGAGGCGCGUCGCACCGCGAACGAGAAUCGUCCACCUGCGUCGGGCUGGCGUGGGUACAACGACUACGAGGUGGAUCUCCUGCGGGCCGAGCACCAGCGCGACCUCAAGACACUGCGUGCGCGUAUCGAAGCCCAGGAGCUUGAGAUGGAAGCGCUUCGCGCGGAUGCAGCGCGCCACGCUCAAUCCCUUGAAAAGGCGCAUGCCUCAGAAGACGCGUUGCGAGCGCGCGUGGCGGAGCUUGAGACGCUGCUUGCCACCACAGAUACACGCUCCGCUGCGCUUGCGUCCGAGGCGACCGCUUCUGCUGAACGCGUGCACCUCCUCGAAGCGCGGCUUGCUGACGCCGAGGUGCUGCGUCGUCGCCUGCACAACCAGGUCCAAGAGUUGCGUGGCAAUGUGCGUGUGUACGCGCGUGUGCGGCCCCCCCGGGACGAGGGUGCGAGCAUAGAUCUGCGCUAUCCUGAUGCACAGCAGCUCGCGACGCAGCUCGAGGUGCGGGCGCCGACCGAGAGUGCGAUGGGCGCGGCGUCCGUCAAGACGCAUCACUUUGCGUUUGAUCAUGUGUUUCCGCCGUCGGCGACGCAAGCCGAUGUAUUUGAGCAUGUGUCUGACCUCCUGCAGAGCGUGCUCGAUGGCUACCAUACCACUAUCUUCGCCUAUGGGCAAACAGGCUCCGGCAAGACACACACACUCGAGGGCGGCUCGCACGUCGACUGGGCCGUACCGAGCACCUGGGAAGGAGACGAUGUGGGUCUGAUUCCCCGUGCCAUGCACAUGCUGUGGGCCGCUGCACAGGCACAGCAGGUGCACGGCUGGUCGUACACGUUUGAGGCGCAAAUGGUCGAGGUGUAUCUGGACCAGAUUGCCGAUCUGCUCGGCGACCAUGCGCGGUGCGACGUUGUCCAUAUGGGCCACCACUCGCACGUAGAGCCCGCCGAGAUCGUGCCCCUCGCACGACCGGACGAUGUGUAUCAGCUCUUGGCACGUGCUAAGAAGCGCCGGCAAGUUGCAGCGACCAAAAUGAACGAGCGCUCGAGCCGGAGUCACAGCGUGUUUGCGUUGCGUGUGCGUGGCACGCAGUCCGGCGGCGAGACAAGCGAUGCAACGUUGCACCUCGUCGACUUGGCUGGCUCGGAGCGUCUCGCGACGAGUGGCUCUGCAGCUGAUCCGCAGCGACUGCGCGAGGCCCAGAGCAUCAACAAAUCGCUCAGUAGCCUCGCGGACGUGAUGGCAGCGCUUGCGACGCAUGCCAAGCAUGUGCCCCGUGCCUGA
Malassezia sympodialis ATCC 42132 is the source of this 1554-nucleotide messenger RNA. RefSeq lists its product as uncharacterized. NCBI's taxonomy places the organism in Eukaryota, Fungi, Basidiomycota, Malasseziomycetes, Malasseziales, Malasseziaceae. The coding region runs from base 1 to 1554 and encodes 517 amino acids. Gene Ontology annotation, biological process: microtubule-based movement. The transcript is spliced from 3 exons. The record is from RefSeq and is a predicted model, not a curated record. Gene Ontology annotation, molecular function: microtubule motor activity; microtubule binding; ATP binding.